GUCAAAGUCUCUCGUAUGCGGUCUGAAAACCAAACGACGCCAAUGACUUUUUAAAAAUCUUCUAUCUUUCUUUGAUAAUCUCCAACCACCCGUCCGUAUGAUGUUAUCUCCAAAUAUUUUUGAGCUAAAACACUUCUUGAGUUUCAGCUUUUAGCUUCUUCGUUGCUUACUGAAAAUUUCUCUCUUUUUCUCUCUCAGCAUGGGGAAUAUUGUGUCUUGUCAAUGUUCUGGUGAUGCAGUGUUGGAUCGUAUCAUUAGAUAUUUAUGUGAUAAAGGUUAUAUUCGAACCCUUAAGGAGAAUCUCAGGGCUCUGGAGAGGGAAAUGGAAGAUCUCAGAGCAAUAAAAGAUGAGGUGCAGAACAAAGUAGCGAGAGAAGAGGCACGCCAUCAACAAAGGCUAGAAGUUGUCCAGGUAUGGCUUACCCGUGUCGAUAGUAUUGAUAUACAGUUCAAAGAUGUGCUUAGUACUAAGCUCGUUCAGCUUCAAAAGUUGUGUUUCUGUGGUUUCUGUUCAAAAAAUGUAUGUUCGAGCUACAAUUAUGGGAAAAGCGUAUUCUUGUUGCUGGAAGAGGUUAAGAAACUUAGAUUGGAGGGUAAUUUUGAAGUGGUAUCUGAACCUACUCCGAGAGCUGUAGUAGAGGAGAUGCCUACUCAGCGUACGUUUGGUCAUGAAGAAAUGCUGCAAAAGGCAUGGAAUCGCCUUAUGGAAGAUGGAGUUGGAAUCAUGGGUCUGCACGGUAUGGGAGGUGUUGGCAAAACUACACUUUUCAAGAAAAUACACAAUAAGUUUGCUGAAAUAGCUGGUACGUAUGAUGUUGUGAUAUGGAUCGUGGUGUCUCAAGGCGCAACGAUUUCAAAGCUUCAAGAAGAUAUUGCACAAAAGCUAGACCUCUGUGACGAAAUGUGGAAGAACAAAAAAAAAAGUGAUAAGGCUGCUGCUAUAUACACAGAUUUAAAGAAGAAGAGAUUUGUGUUGAUGCUGGAUGAUAUAUGGGAGAAAGUGGAUUUAGAAGCCAUUGGUGUUCCCUUUCCGACAGAAGAAAAUAAAUGCAAAGUAGCAUUCACCACUCGUUCAUUGAAAGUAUGUGGGCAGAUGAAGGAUCAUAAGCCAAUGCAAGUCAACUGUUUGGGACCAGAGGAUGCAUGGGAGUUGUUUAAAUACAAUGUUGGAGACGACACGUUAAGAAGAGAUCCUGUUAUUGUCGAGUUAGCAAGAAGGGUUGCUGAAAAAUGUCGUGGUCUGCCACUAGCCCUCUGUGUCAUUGGUGAGACAAUGGCAUCUAAGACUACGGUACAAGAAUGGGAGCAUGCAAUCGAUGUUUUGACGAGAUCCGCUGCAGAGUUUGAUGACAUGGAAAAUAAAAUUCUUCCAGUUCUGAAGUUCAGCUACGAUAGCUUGGUGGAUGAAAAUAUCAAGUCGUGUUUCCUGUAUUGUGCUCUGUUUCCAGAAGAUUUUAGGAUAGAUAAAGAAAAGUUAAUAGAGUAUUGGAUAUGCGAAGGAUUCAUCGGAGAAGACCAAGUUAUAAAAAGUGCGAUGAAUAAGGGUUAUGUGAUACUUGGCACCCUUAUUCGUGCAAAUUUGUUAACAGAGAUUAGUUCAAGAAGGGUUGUGAUGCAUGAUGUGGUUCGUGAAAUGGCUCUAUGGAUAGCAUCAGAUUAUGGGGAACAUAAAGAGAAUUUUGUUGUGCGAGCAGGAGUCGGAUUACAUGAAGUACCACAAGUCAAGGAUUGGGGAGCUGUGAGAAGGAUGUCGUUAAUGAAGAAUGAUAUUAGAGAGAUAACAUGCAGUUCCAAGUGUUCUCAACUUACAACUCUGUUUCUCCAGCAGAAUAGAUUUCUGAAGAAUCUCUCAGGUGAAUUUAUUCAGUCUAUGCAAAACCUUGUUGUUUUGGAUCUAUCUUGCAAUCGCAGAUUCAGUGAACUUCCAGAGCAGAUAUCAGAGCUAGCCUCCUUGCGGUAUCUUAACUUGUCGCAGACAAAGAUGGAGCAACUGCCUGUUGGUUUACAUGAGUUGUCGAGCCUAAGAAUUUUGAAACUACGACAUUCUUAUGUUCAUGGAGAUGCAAGCUUAAUAAAAGAGCUUCAGCUCUUGCAGGAUCUACAAGUUCUAACCAUAACGAUAUCUACUGAAAUGGGUUUAGAGCAAAUAUUAGAUGAUCAAAGGUUGGCGAACUGCAUCACAGAUCUGAUGAUUAAGAAUUUUCAACAAAAGCCAUUCAAUAUAUCAAUACUAGUGAGUAUGAACAAUCUUUGUUCCCUUUGGGUGAAAAGGUGUCAUGUUUCAGAGAUUGAUACAUAUUUGAAGUGCAAAGAAAUUAGCAAGAAGGACUCGUCUAAUUUACACAGUCCCUCAAAUCUUUGCUUUACCAACCUCUCCAGCGUGAAUAUAAUUUACUGUCAUAGUAUCAAGGAUCUGACAUGGCUGUUGUUCGCUCCAAAUCUUGUCUCCCUACUCGUUAAAAAUUCAGAUAAAGUGGAAGAAAUAAUAAACAAAGAGAUAGCAACCAAUCUUACAGGUAUUAUUACUACACCGUUCCAGAAACUAGAAUGCUUAGAUUUACAUCAUUUGCCGAAGCUGAAGAGUAUCUACUGGAGUCCUCUCCCCUUUCCAUUUUUGAAGCACGUAACUGCAUAUAACUGUCCAAAGCUGAGAAAACUUCCCUUAAAUGCUACAAGUGUCCCACGACUUGAGGGUCUCACAAUAGAAAUGCGUCCUCGAGAACAUGGAAAUGACCUUGAAUGGGAGGACGAAAAUACCAAAGAUCGAUUCUUGCCUUCAUUAGAUCGGCGGCUGAACUUUUAGGUCUAAAGAUCCAUUACUCAGGAUUGGGAUCUUCUUCUUCUUGGAGUGUGUGUUGUGUUGUUCAUUUGGAUUGUAUAAUUGAUUUUGCUUUGCAUACUGAUCUAUCUGGAGUGUGUUGUUUGUUACGUUUUCCAUUUUCAUAUUGUAAUUUCUUUAACAUUUUUGCAUGCUUUAUAGACCACCGUUUUACACAAUCAACGUACAGUUUAUAUA
Molecule: messenger RNA, 3016 nt
Organism: Camelina sativa (false flax)
Lineage: Eukaryota; Viridiplantae; Streptophyta; Magnoliopsida; Brassicales; Brassicaceae
Product: putative disease resistance protein At1g61190
Molecular function (GO): ADP binding; protein binding
Source: RefSeq, a predicted model, not a curated record